Linepithema humile (Argentine ant) is the source of this 2761-nucleotide messenger RNA. It is a transcript of the gene Polr3G, whose product is annotated as RNA polymerase III subunit G. Lineage: Eukaryota; Metazoa; Arthropoda; Insecta; Hymenoptera; Formicidae. Gene Ontology annotation, cellular component: RNA polymerase III complex. Gene Ontology annotation, biological process: transcription by RNA polymerase III. The record is from RefSeq and is a predicted model, not a curated record.
CUCGUGAUCAAGGUGAUAUACGAUAAGGAAGUGUUUCGUGCUAAACAAGAAGAGCUCGAGAAGAAAAACGAAAAGAAGGAAUUGGCAUCGCAGACAGUUUAAGAUCACGUGGCAGGAUACAAAGUAAGACAGGAAGGAUGGCAGGAAGAACGGCAGGACGUGGCAGAAAGCCCUCUAUGUCUUUUUCCAUGGAGCAGUUGGGUGUUUCUAAGGGAGAAGCAUUAUCACCACCACUUUUACAACCGUCGCCGAGUUAUCCUCCAUUGGAUCAUAAGCCUCUGCCUAUCCAGAUGACCACUGAGAUGAGUUACUUGGUCGAACUGAAGAGGGAUUUUACUGAGUAUAUGCGGGAGUCGCCGAACAAUGUACAAACUGUCGUAUUAAAUGAAGAUAUUGAACGAUUCUGCGAGGAUUAUGAUGAAACUAUUAUGACCAAUAAAUCAGAGUACGAAUCAAUGCACGACUGGAGUAGGAUGCCGAUGGAAUUGAAAUCAUCGCGAAAACGCAAGUUGAGUGAUCAGCAACAGAGCACGCAACCAAACAAGAAACAAAAGGUUGUAGAUAUUGAUAAAAAACUAGCCGAACUAGAAAAGAAAGAAAGUGCACAACAGGCUGAUGCGGAGAAGAAAACCAAGCAAGAAGGAGAGGAAGAGGAUGAAUCCGAGGAGAAGGAGGGCGAGCGUGUGAAGAACGAAAAUGAGAUAGAUGAAGAGAUGGAUGAUGGAACUGAUUAUGCGAACGAGUACUUCGAAAACGGAGACAAUUACUAUAGCGAAGAUGAGAAUGACGAUGGACCUAUCUUUUUUUAAUGCAUAAACGCAGUGCGCCUUUAAUCUCAGAGAUAGCGACUCGUCUUGGAGCUUGGAGUAUUGACAAGUUGCUGUAAACUCAGCUGACUCGUACGAUGUGUGAAAUUUUUAUUAGUCAAUUUUUAUCUUUAAUUAUACGCUGUUAAUUUGUUGUUCUGAUCUAUUGAUUAGCGUGCGUGGAAUAAACGAAGACAGAAGUCGUUCAUGUGACUCAAUAGAAUAAUAUAGCUUGGAGAUAUAAAUCUAAUAUUGAUUAUAUUGUUUCCUUUCUAUUUUUUUUAUGGGCGCAAAGAAACGAAAUCUUUAUUUUUAACUUUAACAUCAUAUGGCAGUACUAAACUUUAGACAAAGAGACAUUGUACAUUAGUAAUCGUUUAUUAUAUAUUCGUUAUAGUUUAUUACGCUUUCCUCUGUUUUAUUGAGGAGGGGAGUAAUCAUUGAUACGACGCACUCGAAAUAGGAGGCACGUAGCGGGACAAUGAAAACAGUCCACAGGAAUCACAGGAAGCGUCGGCGUGUUCUUUAUUACGAGUAUUUCAAUUUCUAAUAUAUAAUAUAUAUUUAUAUAUAUAUAUAAUAUAUAUAUAUAUAGCCAUAAUAAUCUGCAAUUAUUGUAAUAAAUGACCCGCCUCUAUGAUGCGAUCGGAUAGUAAAAACGUAAAUAUUCGGGACGAGUGAGUCCAGGGAGGAGAAAAAGGAGGGGGAAACGGGGUAAGGAAGGUGAUUGAAAUGCGCAAAAGUACCGUAGUGUUACGUAAUGCUCAUUACGCACACCUCGUUUAGUCCUGGUAUCUCGAUUUCUUAUCUCUUUUUCUUUUUUGUUUCUUGGAACGAAUAUUUGCGAAUUCACGCGGCGAUUAUAGUGACGAAACAAAUGUUAAAUCGUGGAGGAGCGAUCACCUGAAAGACUGCCUAACCAGUCACUGAUCAUUCUUCGAGUUUCUGACCCGUCCCUCAAGGCCGAGUUUGUGAUCGCAGGAUGUUUUCGGAUUAUUCAGAGGUCCGAAUUCUUUGCGAGAAACGAUCCGGCAGACCGGGAAGAAUUGCAUGAAUUCUUUUAGGCGCAGUAUAACGGUAAAAGAGCGUCAUGAUUUGGCAGUAAAUUGAACAAUUUUUUAUAACGACGAAUCUUUGAUACCAUCUUCGGCUGAAGGAUUCAAAUUGUUUUAAGAACUUAGUAAAGUGCUCGAACGCUUAUCGCAAACAAUUCGAACCUAAUCGUCCACAAUGAUCGUUUGCAUAUUCUUCGUGUGAAAUUAUGUGUGUAAAUUCUUCACGUAUGACAAAUUAAUACACAUCAUUCUCGCGUUUCUCUCGAGUGUCCCUAAACAGUAUAAGAUAGUUUCUCUACGUUGAGCCAAUUAAUGCGCGUAUAUUAUAAUAAUCGUAUACGAAUAAAAGCUAAAUUAAAAAAAGAAUUGAAUAUUAUAAUAUUUAACAUAUGACAUAUGUCCAUUUAUAUAUCGGAUUAUGUUAAUACAAAUAUAGAAGAAUAGCGAAUUGAUAAAAAAUCGCCGUGAAGUUGGGAAUGAUUUCAGCUUAUACUGUUUAAGAUUACACAAUGCAGUAAUCACUCGAUCACACUGUCACAGCCAAUUGAUCUGUUCUGAUAAUUCGAGAAAUCAUCCCUUUGAUCUCAAAUGAGCUUUUAGCUGCACUUUCUCUCUUCUCGCAUCAAAACAAAAGAGAAAUGUGGAGAAGACGCAGCUAAAAAGAAAGAAGGGAAAGACUUUAUUUUAUCUAUAGCGUUAUUAUUAUAGUUCUGAACUGGGAAAAUAUCUGCAAAGAAAAGAGAGAGAGAGAGAAGGAUUCGUCGAAAUUUACAUCCGAAUAUUACGGGUGUAUCAUGUAUAUAAAUUAAUUGUUCGCAGCGUUUCGUUGUAUCAACGUGACACGCUCGUAUGAAAAGUCUCGCGGGACACCAUGAAUAAAUAAAAUCAAAUACAAUUUUA